Molecule: messenger RNA, 2543 nt
Organism: Fusarium odoratissimum NRRL 54006
Lineage: Eukaryota; Fungi; Ascomycota; Sordariomycetes; Hypocreales; Nectriaceae
Product: L-lactate dehydrogenase (cytochrome)
Exons: 4
Coding region: 139-1002 (287 amino acids)
Molecular function (GO): oxidoreductase activity; FMN binding
Source: RefSeq, a predicted model, not a curated record
AGAUGAUCUACGGAUACUACGUAAAGAUAUAAGAAGACGGCGCAUGAUGAGCCGACGAUAACAGUAGAACCUCAAUCCAAGUCGAAUACUGUGACAAUCAGCUUUAUUUCAGUGGACUGAACAAUUGUAACCGCCAUCAUGAGUGAUCUCGCAGCAAUGGAGUCCGAAUCUCCCAACAUCCCCUCCCCUCGAGAAAUCCAACUCCCCUCCUCCGUCCCCUCCCUCGAUCAAAUCCUCUCAGCACACGACUUCUCCCUCGCGGCGCAAAAAGCGCUAUCACCAAAAGCAUGGGCCUUCUACUCCUCCGCCGCCACCGAUUUAGUCACAGUCUCCAAGAACAAGGAACUCAUCCGCAGAGUCAUGCUCCGCCCAAGAAUUCUACGCAAUGUCGCUGAAGUCAGUAUAAAGAGGAAUAUUCUCGGCCUGGAGAGUAAGGCGCCGUUCAUCAUGUGUCCUGCUGCCAUGGCGACGCUGGCGCAUCCGGAUGGUGAGCUUGGGUGGAGUAGAGCAGCUGCUAGUGAAGGAAUCUUUGAGAUCAUCUCGAGCAACGCUUCAUACUCUCUCCCCAACAUCAUCGGCGCAGCUCCAUCAGGCCAUCCAUUCUUCCUCCAACUCUACGUCAACUCCCACCGCCCCAAAACAAUCGAACUCCUCCGCCGCGCUCGCUCCCUGGGCAUAAAAGCCAUCUUCGUGACCGUCGACGCCCCCGUUCCCGGAAAACGCGAGGCCGAUGAACGAGCCCCCCAAGCUGUUGUUAUAAAAUCCGCCAUGAGCGGUAGUGAGAGCAGUAAAGAUGGUAAGGGCAGUGGACUCGGACGGUUGAUGGGACAGUAUAUCGACAAGAGUCUUUCGUGGGAGGAUUUGGAGUGGAUAAGACGGGAGAGUUCUGUGCCGAUUGUGCUGAAGGGGGUUCAGACUGUGGAGGAUGUCAAGUUGGCGGUUGAGUAUGGCGUUGAGGGUGUUAUGUUGAGUAAUCACGGUGGAAGAUCUCUCGAUGGGUAAGUUCACUGCUAUCCAUUUGAAACGGAAGGUUUCUGACAGAUCUACAGUGCUCAGGCUUCUAUCCUCAUCCUUCUCGAGGUCCGAAAGCGGUUCCCCGAAGCCUUCCAACAUCUUGAGAUUUUCAUCGAUGGAGGCUUUGAACGUGGAUCUGAUAUCCUCAAGGCUAUUGCCCUAGGGGCUACUGCUGUUGGAAUUGCAAGACCGUUCUUGUAUUCGUUGGUGUAUGGUCAAAAGGGUGUUGAGCACCUUUCACAGAUUCUUAAGGAUGAGCUUGAAACAUCUAUGAGACUUGCUGGUAUUACUAGCCUGGAUCAAGCGACGCCUGAGCUCGUUAAUACUUUGGAUGUUGACCAUUUGGUUACUUCUGGUCGUAUUGAGCCAAGCUCAGUAUCACGAAGAGUCAGGUCUUCAAAGCUGUAGGAGAGGAGUUGCGAGAUGUUUGACUAUACCCAUCAUAAAUUGAUAGAGAUAGAAUCACUUAAUAAUAAAAGUCCUACGAUGAACUCUUCAAUCUCUCCUGAAAAGCCUUGACAGCAUCAACCAACUCCCCAUCCCCAUCCAACCCAAGCCCCUUGGCCCUACUCGCAUCAAACCACGGCGGCCAGCUCUUAACAAUCUUAUACAACGCCUCAUCCUGCUCCUCCUUAACAUACCCUACAGCCUCUUUUCCACCAACCUUCUCAACAGCAUCGAGGAUAUCCUGUACACUUACAGUAAUACCCGGAAGAUUUACAAUCCUCGACUCUCCAAACUUGUCAGCGGGUAUAUCCUUGAUCUUGAUCAGGUUCUUGAUGACAGUCGCGGGGCUGCAGAUCCACAUUGAUAUAUCCUUGGGCACGGGGAGGACGUUAGGAAUGCCCUGGAGACUUUCGCGGACUAUUCCUGAGGCGAAACUCGAUGCUGCGGCGGAGGGCUUUCCAGGUCGAACUACCACUGUUGGCAAUCUCACGAUGCGCCCAUCGAUCAAACCCCUUCUCGAAAAGUCAUUCACCAACAACUCAGCAAUAAGCUUCUCCGCACCAUACGAAGAUCUCGGCUGCGGUAGUGUCUUUUCCGUAACAUAUCCCUCCUCCGGUCCAUAAACAGCACAAGAACUCGAAAACACAACUUUGACCCCGGGGAGUUUAUUCCUCAGGGCAUCGAGAACAUAGCGCACUGAAUCAACGUUGACUUUAAGACCGAGAUCGAGAUUUGCUUCUGAACCGCCGGACAUGAGCCCGUGGAAGAGAUAAACUGCUUGGAAGGGCUGAGACGUUAUGAGUUGCUCGACGACAGAAGGGUUGGUGAGAUCUGCGGCGAGAGAAGUUAUGCGUUGGGCGUGUUGAGUUGGGACGGGAGGUUCAGAGAUGUCGGUUAUUGUGAGAUGGAUUGCGGGUGAGGAGUUGAGGAGGGGGGCUAUGAUCUCUUGGCCGAUGAAGCCACCGGCGCCGGUGAUGAGAAUAUGCUGUGUAUUGGCCAUUUUGGUGUUUGGUAUAGGUAGGCUAGUGGUUGUAUUAGCGAUGAAUGAGAGUGAGUUGAUCUGUUUAAAUGGUAGUUUGAUC